AUGUCAAAGGGAAGUGCACAUCUUAUAAUUCCAGUGUCGGACCAUUACACUGGCCGUGUCACAUGGCGCGGGGGUAGUUACUACUACCCAAAGAUUAAGGCUAAAUUUGAAGAAUUUAACCUAUUGGACAGGGUGAGGGAAUCCCCUUUCAAAAAAAAUUUCGAGAGAGCGCCCAUACAAUUUUCUGGAGCAUUUUUUCAUCAGUUGAUGCUUCACAAAAUAAAAUCUGACAAGCCCGACGAGGUGCAUUUCUAUGUGGGAAGGAAGAGAUGUAGAUUUGGGAGGGUGGAGUUCGGCUUGGUCACCGGGUUAAACUUGUUGCCCGGUCCUACUGAGGAAGACAUCAAACAAAAUGGAAGCUCUGACCGGUUGAUUCAGGAAUAUUUCAACGGUAGUGCUUCGAUCACCUUCGGCCAACUGCGCAGAGUUUUUGAGAGCUGCACAGAAGCUGAUGAUGUUUACAAGUUGGGGAUGGCCUUGUUUGUUAUGGGUGUCCUCACUGGUAAGGAGGAGAAGACUGUCGUUCCUCCUUUUGUGAUAAGAAUGGUUGAUAACCUUCCAUUCUUCUACGAGUAUCCCUGGGGAAAGAUUUCUUACACCAAGCUGAUGGAAACUUGUAACAAGGAUUACUUGGAUGUGAAGAAUAAGAUGUUGAAAAGAUUGAGAAGGGAGUAA
Messenger RNA from Cannabis sativa, 675 nucleotides. RefSeq lists its product as uncharacterized. Bases 1 to 675 code for a protein of 224 amino acids. The transcript is spliced from 2 exons. The record is from RefSeq and is a predicted model, not a curated record. NCBI's taxonomy places the organism in Eukaryota, Viridiplantae, Streptophyta, Magnoliopsida, Rosales, Cannabaceae.